UUAAAUUAUUGUUAAACAAAUGAAAUUUAUUUGUAAAUAAAUAAUGUAUUAUGUAAUCACUGUAUAUAAAGGGAAGUUAUUUCACUAACAUUGCAUCCCUGUUUGGAUCAAUACUACAAUCCCACCCCUCUUCAUCAUCAAAGGCACCACCCAUUGGUAAACAGUGUAUGAGUCACUAUAUAUAUUUAUACAUGCAUAAGUGUUUUUUUUUUCAUAAGUUGUAUGUGUUUAUUUUGCUUUGAAUUUUAUAAUGAGUGAAAAUAGCAUUAAAUAAUAAAACAUUUUAUAAAGUAACUAUGUAAAUAAUGAAGGAGCCACAUUAUAAGCCACCAUGAUCUGAUCAAAAUUAAAUACAUAACUAUGUCUUCCAAAAUUUACAUGUGAUAUUAGUAAUUAUUUUAAUACGUUUGUCUUCCAUUUAUUAAUUUAAUUAAUAUUAAUCAAGUCUUCCAAAUAUUAAAAUUAUGAUAAGAUUUAACUUAAGAUUUAAUAUAUUUUAAUUACAUUUAUUUAUACUAAAUUAAUAACAAUAAAAUGUCCAACCCAAAUAAUGUUGAACAACAAUGUUUUAAACGAGUAUGGAAAAAAACUCUUAGAUCCGUAUUUAAAAAUCCUACAAAUGCUAUGAUAAUGGCUGAAACAAAAUCUAUUCAACAAGUAAAUGUUAAUCUCAAGAAAAAAAAGUCUAGACGACGGAGGAAAAAAAAAAAUAAACAGAAAAUUUGUGAUUGUUGUAUGGAUAGAACACAUAAUAUAAAUGGCCCAGUAUCAACUUUGAAUGCAAAUGAUUUAUUGUAUCUUCAUCAUGUGCCUUGGGGCUGUCUGAACACGGUUUGCAUUAAUGGAAUGCAAUUUGCUAAUAUUAAUAGCUUAAAAUCGUUUUUAAGUGUUAGGGAUUCUCAUCAAUUUGCUGAUGAACAGUUAAAAAAGAACGCAAGACUAAGAGAUGCUUUUGGUAUAUCAGAAUUUUUUAUUGAAGGCUCUAGCUUAGAUCCAGAACGAAAAAUAAAAGAAGCGGCUCUGGCCCAGUUAAAGGCGUUGCAGGUGGAUCAAGCACUUGAACAAACACAAAUGAAUGAAGACACCUCAACAAAUAAAGACAGCAGUAUUGCAAACGAACUACAGUUUAAAAGUCCUAAGCAUAAAAAACGAAAGAAGAAGAAGUCAAAAUCUCAUAAAAGUGAAAAAGAAAAGGGAAGUGAAAAGAAAAAAUCAAAAAAACAUAAAAAGAAACAUAACUCUUCAUCCGAAGAUAGUCCAAGAAUCGAUGAAGUAAAAGGUAACAAGAAUUUGUCUCAAGUUAAAUCUAAGUAUGAUGAUGAUGAUAAAUCUAAUAAGAUAACCGAAACUAAAAAAAAAUUUGAGUUUGAAAAUAGCCAUAAAAAAUAUACAAGAGACAAUGAUAAGGUAAUAGAAUUCAAGUAUAAAAGUGAUUGGGAGGAUUUCCGUAAAAAAGAUUCUAAACUAGAAGAUACUAAAAACUUGAAAAAAGAUAAAAUUACUGAAGAACUCAGCAAACCAAAGUCUAAAGACACUAUUAAUGAUUCUAAAAAACAAGAAAAUUCUCCUAGACAUAAAACACCAAUAAAAGAACGUGAUCGGGAUAGAGAGAGAGAUUAUGAUAGAUAUUCAUAUAGGCAACAGCGAAAUCGUGAUGACAUUAAAUCAAAUAAAGAAAAAUCUGAUAAAAAAUCUGAUAGAGCAGACUCAAAAUACAGUUCUAAGAAAAGGAAUUCAAGAACUCCUAUUAAAGAAUUGAAGAAAAAAUCAAUUCAACCUGAGAAAUUAACUUGCAUUUCAGCUGAUAGUGAUAGUGACAAGUCGUGUUAUACACCUCCUCCCAAAGGUUUGAAUGCUAAAUUGAGUCAAUCUAAAAAUAACGAAGAAAAAAAUUUAAAGAGUACUAAAUAUACAUUUUCAUUGCGUGAGGAUAGUGAAGAUCGUUUAGUUGUAACCAAGCCGAAUGGAAGUAAUAAUGACUUAAAAUCUGGAUUACCAAAUAGUGAAAAUCAACAUAAGAAACUUGAAACUCGAAAAACAAAUGAUCGCACAGAUCAAGUAUUUUUAGAUUCUAGUUCAAGCGAAGAUGGUGGGUUAGAAGAAGAUAUUGAUUUAAAUAUUAUUAAAGAAAUAACUACUGAGAAAAUAAAAAAAGUAUUUGAGUUACACGAAAAACAAGAGCAAGCACUUCUUCUUCUAAAAAAAAAACUAAUGGAGAAAAAACGUAAAGUUAGGACUUCUUCUAGUUCAAGUGAGAGCUCAGAUGAAGAACCUGUCAAAAAGAAAAGUGUUAAACGGAAACGUGUUAAACGAUCGUCAUCUAGUAACAGUGAAGUUAAUACUAGAAAAAAGUCCAAGCGUUCACGCUCUAGUAGCAGCAGUAGCAGUGCAAGUGAUACAAGUGCUGAUCAUCAUAAAUCAUUAAAACGAUCUAAAGAUAAAUAUUCAAAGAAAAAGUCAUCACGCCGUCGUGCUAAAGAAGAUAGUACAUCUCGAUCUCGAUCUCGAUCGGUUUCAAUUAGCUCAAAUGAACGGUUACGUAAGAAACGAGUUUCUUCAAGUGAAGAAUCAAGUCCUAGGCGUAAGCACAAAUCAUCCAAACGCAAACGUUCAUCUCGGAGACAAAGAAGCAGUGAUAGUAGUUGCAGCAGUAGAUCAUCACCAUGUUACAAAAAUAAAAGACGUUAUAGUACAAGCCGUUCACGUUCGACUAGUAUUUCAUCAAGCAGUCAUUACUCUCGCAGUUCUAGUUCAAGCCAGGACUCAAGCAGUUCUGGGUCUAGUCGUAGUUCAAAGUCUCGAUCUGCAUCUAUACCUAGGCGACGGGGGUCGCCUAGUUUUUUGGAUCGAAGACGAAUUACAAGAUUUGUUAAGUUUUGAUUUUUGGCAGUUUUUUUUGUUUACAAGCUGGUAAAUAUUGAAAUUCCAUUUUCACCAAAUAUUUUGAAUUCUGCGAUAAAAUCUUCAAUAACAGUUAAAAAUUAUUUUGUAGUGCGAGAAAAAGACCCAUCCCAUACACAAGACUAACGCCGUUUUCCACCAAUUCUGAUACGGAUAGUGUCAUCAGCGUGCACGACUCACCAAUUGCUGAGAGCCACUAACUCGGAAUUUUUUCUUUGUAAACUAACACAAUUUGUUAUAGUGCAAUAACUAUUAGGCCAACGUUAAAUGGUUAAGCUAUCUAACUCUAGUCAAAUAUUUGUGGAGUGUGAAAUAAUCACAUUUCAUAAUUUUAUUAUUUCAACCUUCCUAGUAAACAUGUGAUUUUAUUACUAACAUUCCACGUAGAGAUUAAAACUUACGAAAUCUAGUCAAAAGUCUAAGUCAUUCCUUUACGCCUUGUAAAUGUUUUAAAAUCUUUGUGAUAUAUUAUUUUUGACGGGAAUAAUACAAUAUUUUUCAUGUUACCAAUAAUAUGUUAUUCUAUGUUAUUAUUUAUUAAUUUACUAUAUAUAUUUUUUUUUCAUUUAUAUAUAUACACAACAUUUGUAUGUUUAAAAUAAUAUUGUUCUGGUAAUUUUCAAAGAUGGACCAAAAGUACCGACAGCAUUUAAUUUUUUAAAUUUAAUGCAAAAUAUCAACAUGCAAUUACAUAGUGUUCUAUGUCUUAUCAUUUUUAAGUUUUAACAUAAUAUGUUAUAAUAUUAUUAUAUUAUUUAAUGAAUUUGAUAGAAAUAAAAUAUCUGUUUGUAUUUAUAA
This is a messenger RNA of Rhopalosiphum padi (bird cherry-oat aphid), 3699 nucleotides long. Its product is annotated as serine/arginine repetitive matrix protein 2-like. Bases 535 to 2880 code for a protein of 781 amino acids. The record is from RefSeq and is a predicted model, not a curated record. Gene Ontology annotation, molecular function: mRNA binding. The transcript has 7 exons. Lineage: Eukaryota; Metazoa; Arthropoda; Insecta; Hemiptera; Aphididae.